AUGGUUGAUAAUUCGAAACGGCAAUGGUCCAUCAACGAUUUCGAGAUCGGAAAACCACUCGGAAAAGGCAAAUUCGGUAGAGUCUACGUCGCCAGAGAAAUCAAGAGUAAAUAUGUGAUUGCGUUGAAGGUUAUCUAUAAGGAACAACUGGAAAAGUAUAACAUUUUGCAUCAACUAAGGAGGGAAAUGGAGAUACAGAUAAGUCUUAAACAUCCAAACAUCUUGCGUCUCUAUGGUUGGUUUUACGAUGACGAGCGUGUUUUUUUGAUUCUUGAAUAUGCUCAUAAUGGUGAGCUAUACAAGGAGCUUCGCAAAAGAGGUCAUUUCUCAGAGAAGCAAGCUGCAACGUACAUUUUAAGCCUCACAAAGGCAUUGGCAUAUUGUCACGAGAAGCAUGUUAUUCACAGAGAUAUCAAGCCUGAAAACUUGUUGCUUGACCAUGAGGGUCGUCUUAAGAUUGCCGACUUUGGUUGGUCUGUACAAUCUAAAAACAAAAGACAAACCAUGUGUGGAACAUUGGAUUACCUAGCUCCUGAGAUGGUAGAAAACAGAGGUCAUGAUUAUGCCAUUGAUAACUGGACUCUAGGUGUCCUUUGUUAUGAGUUCCUCUAUGGUGUUACUCCAUUUGAGGCUGAGGGUCAAAAUGAAACCUUCCAAAGGAUAAGAAAUGUUGAUCUGAGCUUCCCUCAUACCCCUCUUAUUUCUAAAAAUGCCAAACAUCUGAUAAGUCGGCUCCUGAUAAAAGAUUCUUCAAAAAGGCUCCCACUUCAGAAGAUAAUGGAGCAUCCUUGGAUAAAAGAAAACACCACUGAUAUGGCUAUCGGCGAGUAG
Messenger RNA from Vicia faba (fava bean), 831 nucleotides. NCBI's taxonomy places the organism in Eukaryota, Viridiplantae, Streptophyta, Magnoliopsida, Fabales, Fabaceae. The record is from the annotation of a GenBank genome assembly.